GACAGAGGACAUCUCCAAACUUACAUAUGCAGCGCUCUCCUUAGCAGUUCAUAAUACUUUAUGGAAAAAUAAAACCCACUACAUGAAGAAAUCUGUGGUUAUGAACACAACCGAAAAUGGAGGCCUGAAUUUCUUAGAUUUUUCUACCCUUGAAUCACACCUUCAAAGUCAAUUGGAUUAGGCAAUUCCUUAAAAAAACAACAUCUGUCUGGAAUAUUAUACCUCACUUUAUCUUUUCACAGGUUGGUGGUCUUCAACUCCUUUUGCUCUGCGACUACAGCAUUAUCAAAAUUCCUUUAAAACCAUCUUACGUCCACAAACAGAUGCUUCUUUCUUGGAAUUUAAUCUAUAAACACAACUCUCCAAAUAGGUGUUUUAUGUGGAAUAAUAAUCACAUUCUGUAUAAAUCAAAAUAUUUUUUAAAAACCGUUUUGUAAUGAUAUCGUUUUUGUUAGCCAACUUUUUAACCAUGAAGGACUUAUGUUAAUCUAUCCUGAAUUUCUUUCUAAAUAUAAUAUUCCAGUCACUCCUAAAGAUUAUGCUGUGGUUAUGGAUGCUUCUUAAAAACACCUGUCCUCAACUCUCUCUAUCCCUGUUGGAUCCUGCUAAUACUGAAGUUGGUCGUAUCUGUUUCUCUCUUUCUCCUAUUAAGAAUAAUAAUUGUUUCAGAGGGCUUCGUUUCAGAGGGAUAUUGUCUCCAGUCCUGCUAUGGUUAUGUGGAUGGUCUGUUGUAGAGUAAAAUCUGGAAACUUCCUCAUAAAUAUUUAAUCACAAAUAAAAUCAAAGAAAUUUCUUUUAAACUCAUUUAUAAAUUAAUAGUACCCUUGUAAAUAUCUUGUAAACAGAUUUAAUUGUGAUAUUGAAAUAUUUUGUGGUUUACAUGCUGGAACAUUAUUUAUUUUGGAGUUGUCCUCGUUCAGUUUGUUUCUGGUCAGAUUUCUGUUCUUUUAUUAAGGCUCACAUCAUGCCCAGCUUUCAAGUGUGCUUUAAAAAAUUUCAAUUUGUUUUUUUUUCUCCUAUGCUUCUUUUUUUCUCCUAUGCUUCUUCUAGCUAAAUUUAGUAUUCAUGAAUGUAAAUUUGGGGGAAAUAAGCCUUUGUUUUUAAGAAGUUAAACAAUACCUAAAUAUAAUGUUAUGUUUAAAAAACAAGAAAGCUGUGAAAUGUGUUUCUGUUUGUAAACAUUUUCAUAUUUUUAUUUAAAGUGAUAGUUCACCCAAAAAUGAAAAUUUGAUGUUUAUCUGCUUACCCCCAGGGCAUCCAAGAUGUAUUUUUUUAGAAAAUGACCAAUCGUUUCGCUAGAUAAGACCCUUAUUCAGGUAUCGUUUAAAGCCCUUUGAAGCUGCACUGAAACUAUAAUUUUGACCAUUUGGAGACCACUGAAGUCCAUUAUAAGGAGAAUAAUCCUGGAAUGUUUUCAUCAAAAACCUUAAUUUCUUUUCGACCAAAGAAAGAAAGACAUGAACAUCUUGGAUGACAUGGGGGUGAGUAAAUUAUCAGGAAAAUUUUAUUUGAAAGUUGACUAAUCCUUUAAACUACGCCAGAGCGUGUAUACACCUCACGCACCGGAUGCCGUGCGUGCGCUUGGGGCAGCUGGACAUAGUGGUGUAUUAGAGGUAAAAAAUGAUAUAAAUACUGUUCGGUUUCUCGCACAAACCGAUCGUUUCGUGUCUUAAGACAUCAAUGUGUCGUCACGAGCCGCAGGGUUUAAUUUGGAUUUGUCUGUGCAUGUUUUUUUGACUCUUAUAGAUGGAGUUCCCAUUGACAAGCAUUAUACGACUGACGGACUGCAACGGUUGGAGUUAAAAAUCAUCAUUUGUGUUCUACUGAAGAAACAAAGUCACCUACAUCUUGGAUGCCCUGGGGAACCCUUGGAUUAUCCGUCUACCUCCAGUAUCUCCAGGAUCAUGGCUUCAACCGCAUGGGCUCCAGAGGCAUUUUCUUGCCCUAUAUGUUUGGAAAUACUGAGAGACCCUGCGACACUCCCCUGCGGGCACACAUACUGCCUCCUCUGUAUCCAGACGCACUGGGAUCAGGCAGCGACUAAGGGCUCCUGUGAGUGUCCUCAGUGCAGACAGCGCUUCAACCCAAGGCCCGUCCUAGCCAGAAGCAACGUGCUUAUGGAGGCGAUGGAGAAGCUGAGACUGAGUGGGCAGGACGGCCCAGAAUCUGCUCCGUGUCCAGACGUGCCCUCCUCCCAGGCCGGACUGUACCCCGCUCUGCCCUCGAGCUCCCCACAGCUCUGUCCACUGCAUCAGCAGGUGCUGGAGCUGUACUGCUGUGAUGAUAAACACUGCAUCUGUGAGGAGUGUAGCCUUCUGGGACACAAGGGUCAUCAGGUGGUGCGGCCGGAUGAAGAGCGACAGAAGAUUCAGCAAGAGCUGAUGGAAUUGAAUGCCCGGAUACAAGAGAGCAUCGCAGACAGAGAGAGGGUUAUUCAGAGCCUUCCCCAGGUUUCUCAAGCACACAAGAGCUCAAUGCAGAAGCUGAUGAUGGACAGUCAGGCCGUCUUCAUGGAUGUGUUGAGGAGCGUUGAUCUCAGCCGCUCUCAGGCGCUCGAGCUGCUUCAGGCUCAUGAGAAAUCGUCCUCGAGCCACAUACAGGCCCGAACCUACCAGAUACAGCAGGAGAUCGCCCAUUUGCACCGGAGACAAGAGGAGCUGAAGACACUGGACAGCAUUCAGGAUCCCAUCACCUUCCUGAACACAUUCAUGGCGGUGGACUCCAUGGAUCCGGCGGGAAGUGUAGCGAUGGAGAUAUUGACUCCAGAGUCAGUGAUAUCAGGAGUCAGAUCGUCUCUGGAUGCUUUCAGAGAGGGGGCAGAAAAUCUCACCAAAACCAGCCUGGCCAGUAUCUUUAGAGUUGUCAAUGAUGCGGCUGCUCUGGCACAAUCAUCCAGUCAGUCAUGUGACGGAGGCGUCAUCUCCAGCGAAUCACAGCCGCCCUCACAAACCCCAGCUUUUCAGAUUACAGAAGUAAAGUCUGUCUCUGUGAAACCGGAUGUUAAACCCAAAGUCAAAGCUUUGUCUCCUGCAACACAAGAACAGCACAAGAAACAGGACUGUCCCUCUGCCAAUCCUAUGGAGGGAACAGCAUCCUGUUGUCUGUCUAAACCAGCUCCUAAAACCAGAGAGGAAAUGCUUAAAUUCCGCAUCGAGCCUACACUAGAUCACAACAGUGCUUUCCGUCAGAUUCGUUUAUCUGAUGGAUAUCGCAAGGCGACUCUCUGCGCGGAGAACCAGAGCUAUCCGGAUCAUCCGGACCGCUUCGUGUACUGGAGGCAGGUGAUGUGUGUGGAGCCGCUGGCCGGGAGCCCGUACUACUGGGAGGUGGAGUGGACGGGACAGAGGGUGACUGUUGGCGUGGCGUAUAAAGACAUGGAGCGCUCUGCAGCCGAGGACAGCGCCAGACUGGGCCACAACACACGAUCCUGGAGCCUGUACUGGUCCGGCAAGGCUUUCUCUAUGUGGCAUGCUGGGAAAGAAACCGCACUGGCUGGUCCCAAAGCCAAGCGUAUCGGGGUUUACCUGGACCAGCAGGCCGGCGUACUGGCUUUCUAUCGAGUCUCGCACAAUCAGGCCCAGGAGAUAUGUUGCGUUCACACGGAUUUCGACGCUCCUCUCUUCGCCAGUUUCCGCUUCUGGUCUGGAGUCGGCUCCUCCAUCACUAUCUGUGAGCUCAACUGAAGAGAAAAGAAGUACAGAAGCAUAUGCCUUUAUAGCUUUCUGUAUCUGUUUUUCAUCACAACUUGACUGGCAAAAUAAAAACACAAUACUAAUGCAUCAUAAGGUUUUGUGAUAUAUGUGUUUGUCUAACUUUCAUCUGAAUAACAGCAGAUACAUGUGAACAUUAAGCACAAUUAUCUAUAAUUUACAUGUUUACGGUUAAAUAGCAACAGUAUUCUGAACAUAUAGAAUAUAUUUGACUUCAAGAGCUGUUCCUUAUAAAAUGUGAACUUAUCUAUCCAUAUAAAGGUAUUUUUUAUGUUUGUAAAAAGCAUCAAAAUGUAGCAAUGAUGCAGUUGACUGAAUCAAACAGAGCUAGCAAUGAAAUAAAAUGUAAUUUGUUUUACAUUCAAUAGUGGUCCUAAUUGAACAGGUUAAAAAUGUUCCAGAUACUUGUUUGCUCUCAAACUCUUUCUGUCACUUUACUUGUGUGAAGAAAGAGUGUAAACCAAACACUGAGCUGAAGUCUGUCAUUAGAGCAAAACGUUUAAUCUGGAUCAGAAUGAUCUGGAUUUCGAAAUCCCAUGUUUUGCUAUCCAGGAUCAGGUAAUCCAUCUUACUUUUGUGCUGGUUUUUCAAAGCAACAUCGGAUUGGAUCACCCUGAUCCAGAUACACACUCUAAAGACGAGAGCAAAGCAUGCUGGGAACUAAAAAUCCACUACCCACUUUCAACACAAAUGAUGAAGUAAACUUCAGUUUGACAUGUUUAAGUGUAUUUUACUCAAUUAAAUUAGGACAGAAUGUGCAGUAAUUGUGUGGUUCUAACUCAUAUUAAUGAAGUACAUUUAACAAGCAGCAGAAAUCAUUUUUACAGUGUAGAUUAAAAGAUGGGACAGAUUGAUAAUUCCUGAUUGUGAUGUGUUUUAUCUCCAUCAGAUUCCCAUCAGUUCACUAUGGAUCUGAACACAGUGAAUAAACGCCUCCGUCUGUCUGAGAGAAACACAGUGAUUACUAACACUCUCACAGAGCUUCAGCCUUAUCCUGAUCAUCCAGACAGAUUUGAUGAUGUGCCUCAGGUGUUGUGUAGAGAGAGUGUGUGUGAUCGACGCUGUUACUGGAAAAUUGAGUGCAGUGGAGAUUACGUGGACAUAUCAGUGUCAUAUAAGAGCAUCAGCAGGAAGGGAGACAGUAAAGAGUGUUGUUUGGACAUAAUGAUCAGUCCUGGAGUUUGAUCUGCUCUCCUGACGGUUACUCAUUCAUACACAAUAACAUAGUGACUGUUCUCCUUGUAAAGCCCAUCAUCAGCCGUAGAGUAGGAGUGAAUGAGGAGGAUCACUAUAGAACAGUAGUGUAUGUGGAUCACAGAGCAGGAACUCUGUCCUUCUACAGACACAAUGAGCCUCAUCCACACAGUCCUGACCACAUUCACUCAACCACUCUGUCCUGGGUUUGGGGUUUAUCGUUAUGGAUCAUCGGAGAAACUGUGUUGAUGAAUCAGAACAGACUUUAGAGAGAUUCUACCCAUAAUGCUUUGAGCUUAUGAUGAAUCAGUGACAGUGAGAUGUUAUAGAGACUCUUCAUUACAUUAUCAUCACACCAUAGUCUAUAGGUUACAAAAAUAUAAUGUCCACAGACACAUUUAAACACAUUUAUCAGUUGUUACAUCCGAAGGUACAAAGGAAGAGCACGAGCUGAAGGUUGUUCUGCUGUUACACAAAGAACCUGUCAUUCAGUGACAGACGACUGAAGAAAGGCCGGAACACACCAAGCCGACAGUUGGCCGUCGGGCAGUUUUUGUUCGUCGACCGACUAAGUUUUCUCAGUGUGUUCUGCACCAUCGGCUGAAGUUGGUCCUCGUCAGCUUUUUUCCGGCCGAUUCGACAUGUUGAAUCGGCGUCGGCGCUCGUCGGUCCGUCGGGCCAUCUGAUCAUUCUGAUUGGCUGUUCAGCUACUGCCACCUGCUGGUACGGAAAGGCAUUUCAUCUUGCGCAGGCGCAGAACGGACGUGCUACUUGUCCAUCGGGUGUCGAGCAUCGGUUUGGUGUGUCAGGCCAACUUUGGACACAGACGCUGCCGACGUGACCCAACCCCGCAGUCUGCUUUCGUCACCACUAGUUCGUCGGCGUCGGCUUGGUGUGUUCCGGCCUUGAAACUAAUGAGAACAUUAAACUGUUAUCUAGAAGUAAACAACUGUAGUUUAGGCACAAGUCAGCCGCGACGCUGAGAGAAUAAUUACCUUUAUGGAAUAAUUCACUAAUGUGCUGAAAUACAAUGUGAACUAAUAUUCUCAGUUGCAGUCGCGCAUGUCUGGGAAACUCAUGAAUAUCCAUGUACAGGUGCUGGUCAUAUAAUUAGAAUAUCAUGAAAAAGUUCAUUUUUUUUUAUUGUAAAUUAUUUUUAAAAAUGAAACUUUCAUAUAUUCUAGAUUCCCUACAUGUAAAGUAAAACAUUUCAAAAGUUUUUUUUUUUUUUUUUAAAUUUUGAUGAUUAGAGCGUACAGCUCAUGAAAGUCCAAAAUCCAGUAUCUCAAAAUAUUAGAAUAUUUCCUAAGAUCAAUCAAAAAAUGGAUUUGCAAAACAGAAAAGUUCAAGUUCUUUAAAGUAUGUUCAUUUGUGCACUCAAUACUUGGUCGGCAGCACAUAUUACAGCAAAUGACUUGCUCCUAGCACAAAUGACAGCAUCAGUGAAGUGUGGCAUGGAAGUGAUCAGCCUGUGGCACUGCCGAGGCACUAUUGAGCCUUCAGAUCAUCUGUAUAUUGUUGGGUCGACUGUUUCUCAUCUUUCUCUUGAAAAUAUCCCAUAGAUUCAGGUCAGGCAUGUUGGCUGGCCAAUAAAGCACAGUAAUAUCAUGGUCAGCAAACCACUUGGAAGUGGUUUUUGCACUGUGGGCAGGUGCUAAAGUCCUGCUGGAAAAGGAAAUCAGCAUCUCCAUAAAGCUUGUCAGCAGAUGGAAGCAUAAAGUGCUCCAAAAUCUCCUGGAAGAUGGCUGCAUUGACUUUGCACUUGAUAAAACACAAUGGACUAACACCAGGAGACAUCACAGCCCCCCCAAAUCAUUACUGACUUCAGAAACUUCACACUAGACUUCAAGCAGCUUGGAUUCUGUGCCUCUCCAGUCUUCCUUCAGACUCGGGGACCAUGAUUUCAACAUGAAAUGCAAAAUUUACUUUUAUCUGAAAAGAGGACUUUCGACCACUGUUCACUGUCCAGUUCUUUUUCUCCUUAGCCCAGGUAAGAUGCUUCUGACAUUGUUUCUGUUUCAGAAGUGGCUUGGUAGUCCUUUUCCUGAAGAUGUCUGAGUGUGGUGACUCUUGAUGCGCUGACUCCGGCUUCAUUCUACUCAUUGUGAAGCUCUCCCAAGUGUUUGAAUCGGCUUUACUUGACAGUAUUCUCAAGCUUGCGGUCAUCCCUGUUGCCUGUGCACCUUUGCCUACCCAAUUUCUUCCUUCCAGUCAACUUUGCAUUUAAUAUGCUUUGAUAUUUCACUCUGUAAACAGCCACCCCAUUCAGUAAUGACCUUCUGUGACUUAGUCUCUUUGUGGAGGGUGUCAAUGAUUGUCUCCUGGACCAUUGCCAAUUCAGCAGUCUUCCCCAUUAGUGUGGUUUCAAAGAACAAGAGAUACCCGGAAUUUAUACUGUAGGGAUGGUCAUUUAAUGAAACUCAAAUGUAAAUAUUCUAAUAUUUUGAGAUACUGGAUUUUGGACUUUCAUUAGCUGUACGCUCUAAUCAACAAAUUAAAAAAAAAAAAAAACUUUUGAAAUGUUUUACUUUACAUGUAGGGAAUCUAGAAUAUAUGAAAGUUUCAUUUUUUAAAAUAAUUUACAAUAAAAAAAUGAACUUUUUCAUGAUAUUCUAAUUAUAUGACCAGCACCUGUAAGCUCUGCCUUCGGAAACCGAAAAUCUCGUAACAGCGGUUAGGGGUUAAAAUUCAUUUGUCCUUCCAUCACAAUGUCCCUUCAGGGUUUCCGUAGCCCCUUAUGUGACCCACAACAAAAACAAACAAAUAUACAUUCAGUAAGGGAUACAGUUGUUAGAAACUACUUUUGACUGGUUCA
Molecule: messenger RNA, 7719 nt
Organism: Ctenopharyngodon idella (grass carp)
Lineage: Eukaryota; Metazoa; Chordata; Actinopteri; Cypriniformes; Xenocyprididae
Gene: ftr86
Product: finTRIM family, member 86
Exons: 10
Coding region: 1905-3683 (592 amino acids)
Molecular function (GO): protein binding; zinc ion binding
Source: RefSeq, a predicted model, not a curated record